ACGCGGAGUAGACAGGACCGUAAUAGACGGAAAGAGAUAAACGAAGUACGCAAGCGCUGAAGUAUAAUUUACAGAUACAAAAGGCACUGUUUAUUUUUACAUAUUUAUCAUAUGUGCGUAUUGUUAUUUGCCGGUCUAAAUUUAGCACAAAAUAAGUGAAAGCUCUACUACUGCUUAUUUGCACUCCCGGCAUAGCUCAUAUAACUACGAAUUAAUAAAAAAUAUGUAAAGUAAGCUACUAGGAGAACGAGAAAAUGUUGCUUACCUUAUUUCUGAAUCUGCUUAUGACAGAAAUUACAUAUUCUUAUCAACUAUGUGACUAUGAGGAAAAUCUCUUCUGUAAUAAGACUCAGUUGAAUGUAUCGAACUAUUGUAGUAUUAAGUCAACUACUACCAUUCGUUCAAGAGACUGUUCUCAAGUAGGCUUUGCCAGUAAUGAGAAUCUCAAGUAUAAUUUUGGGCAAAUCUCUUUACACCUCAAGACUGACAAUAUAACUAGUCAGCUGGUUAUGAACUUGACACUUCCAGAUGUAAAAUGGAAAAGAGCAUAUCUCAGACUGUCUGAAUAUGUAGACCCUAGUAUUUGCAAGCUGUUCACUGUAGGAAAAAGUGAAAAGCUAUCUAUCAACGAACUGUAUUACAGCUGUAGUUGGAGGACAAAUACUGAUAAGGAUUCUAGAUCCUAUGUCAUCGAAUUUAAAGCUGAAAGCAGUUUGUAUUAUGCUCAUAGGAAAAUCCUGUUUGACAUCCCAGACUCUGAGUAUUUUGCUGAUACGACGCCGUUGUCAAAGCGACAAAUUUUCUCAUACAUAGACUUUACUAAUGCCCAUAAGAUUGUUCUUAAACUUCAGCCAUUGCCUAAAAGUUAUAAAGUUCAUCAUUAUAAGGUGGAAGUGAUAAGAGAAAGAGCAGGAGGUAGUGGCCAUAUUCUAGAUGUGCGUCUGCUUCCUACCAACGGACAGCAUGUCAUGGAUUUUGAACAGAUGACGUAUAAUGAGGAGGGUUACCAUUACUUCGCAAUAUCUGUGAUUGGAGAAGGAUGUGAAGAGGACAAGUGUGCAAAAACCAUCACUGCAAAGCUUUUCAUUGGUCGAAAAGGUACACCCUUAGUAAUAGGAAUCGUAGGAGCAAGCUUCUUGAUACCAUUUGUGCUGUUUAGUUUUUAUAUGUGGAAUUGCAGACACAGAACUGAAAUUGGUUUACCAGAAACCGUCGAUAAAGCCUUAGUGCUGUUCAAACCUUCGUUUGAGAAGCACAAUGAAGUCGUAUCCAUAUUGGCCAAAGCAGUGAAAUACAUCACGGGAGUGGAAGCUAUGUUGGAUCCACUAAACACAACUGUUGCCAAACAGGAUAAUAGUGAAAAAUGGUGUAGUGACAACUUGAUUCGAGCUACGCAUAUCGUUUAUGUAAUUCCCCCAAUGAAUGAAGGUAAUAGUGAAUAUGAGUUCGACUAUAUGACAUACAGCUUCCUCAAGGAGGAAAUGAAAAGAAACAACUCGAGUAAGAAGAUUGUUGUCGUAGAUUUCCCGUAUUCUAACAAGCAUGUACCACUAGUCUUGUCUGGCUGUCAGAAGUUUGUGUUUAUGGAUGAUUUUGCAAAGUUUUUAGGUAUCUUUAAAUUUGUUUUAUCUUCGUUCGACUACGAGAAUAAUAUAAAUUUCUUAGAGUUAUCUAGUAAGGUGAAACAGGUUCAGAAUGAAAUGGACAUUUGCAGCAAAGCUCCAAAAAUUUUAGUGACGGGGGAAGAAGAAACUGAAAUCGAUGUUUUACUGUAAUUUUAGUACUUUUUGGGAUCAAGGUUAAAUUUUGUAAGACUGAUUGUUUACGUAAGUGUAUUUAAUUUUUUAUAUUAUUUUUUAUAUAACUGUUAAAAUUUAGUAUUUCAAGAACAAUGCUUAAUUAUAUGUGUGGAUACGUUAAAUAUAGUCACUAUCGAUUA
This is a messenger RNA of Acanthoscelides obtectus, 1939 nucleotides long. The record is from the annotation of a GenBank genome assembly. NCBI's taxonomy places the organism in Eukaryota, Metazoa, Arthropoda, Insecta, Coleoptera, Chrysomelidae.